AUGAGUAACACUUCAAAUGUUUCACAUUUCAGUCUUGGUGCUUACUUUGACACUGGGGCUUUGAAAUACUUAUAUUUCAUGAUUAUUAUGUCUUUAUAUAUUGUUAUUAUCAGUGCCAAUGUUUCCCUCAUUGUGGUUAUCUGCAUGAACAGAAGUUUACAUGAACCUAUGUACAUCUUUCUGUGCAGCCUGUUUAUGAAUGAACUGUAUGGUAGUACAGGGUUGUUUCCAUUCCUUCUGAUUCAGAUUCUCUCUGACAUUCACACUGUUUCUGCUUCAUUUUGUUUCCUGCAGAUUUUCUGUGUUUAUACUUAUGCAAGUAUACAAUUCAGUAAUUUAGCCGUCAUGUCUUAUGACAGAUAUCUUGCCAUCUGUCAUCCUCUACAAUAUAACACACUUAUGACUUUUAACAAGGUUGCCGUUCUUAUUGCAUUUACAUGGUUCUAUCCAUUUCUUGCUAUUUUCAUUUUGAUAUCUUUGAGUGUCUCUUUACAGCUGUGUGGGAACAUCAUUAACAAAGUUUACUGUGACAAUUACUCCAUAGUUAAACUGGCCUGCUCUGACACCACAGUCAAUAAUAUUUAUGGACUUGUUUACACUUUUACAACAAUUAUUCUUGUACUUUUAAUCUUCUACACGUAUAUAAAGAUCCUUAAAGUCUGUUUCUCUGGUUCUAAACAGACCAGACAGAAAGCUGUCAGUACCUGCACACCUCACCUCGCUUCUCUGCUCAACUUCUCUUUUGGGUGUUUCUUUGAAAUAGUUCAGAACAGAUUUGAUAUGAAACAUGUUCCUAAUAUGUUACGUAUUUUUUUCUCAUUAUACUGGCUGACGUGUCAGCCUCUCUUCAAUCCUGUAAUGUACGGCCUGAAUCUAACCCAGAUCCGCAUUAGAUUUCAAAGCACUGUUUAG
Larimichthys crocea (large yellow croaker) is the source of this 912-nucleotide messenger RNA. RefSeq names its product olfactory receptor 52D1-like. Gene Ontology annotation, molecular function: olfactory receptor activity; G protein-coupled receptor activity; odorant binding. The transcript has a single exon. Gene Ontology annotation, biological process: detection of chemical stimulus involved in sensory perception of smell; G protein-coupled receptor signaling pathway. Lineage: Eukaryota; Metazoa; Chordata; Actinopteri; Sciaenidae. The record is from RefSeq and is a predicted model, not a curated record. The coding region runs from base 1 to 912 and encodes 303 amino acids. Gene Ontology annotation, cellular component: membrane.